Messenger RNA from Parasteatoda tepidariorum (common house spider), 1677 nucleotides. Its product is annotated as tektin-1. NCBI's taxonomy places the organism in Eukaryota, Metazoa, Arthropoda, Arachnida, Araneae, Theridiidae. Gene Ontology annotation, cellular component: microtubule cytoskeleton; nucleus. The record is from RefSeq and is a predicted model, not a curated record. Gene Ontology annotation, biological process: cilium assembly; cilium movement involved in cell motility.
CACCUUAGCAACCGAAAUUAAAACUAAUCUGGAACAUCACGCAUGCGCACACUGUUUUCAACUUACUUCUAAUUUAAACGGAUCUCUUCAAUCAGUCCAACAACGAAACCUUGCAAUUCCAAUUCAUAUUUUUAAAGUUUUUCGGUUCGAAAUAUAUUAAUAAAAGGAAUGUCUGCCAGCUUUUCAAGAUUUCGCACUCCGGGAUUUCCUCAUUCCAAGUUCCUUCAGCAUUCGGAUCAUGACUGGAAAUUCAAUAAUCUGUUUCAAUACAACUUGGCGGACGGAGAUUGUACCAAGUCGGAAGCUGUCGUUGCCGAAAGUCAAAGACUCUGCCGAGAGACGAGUGAGAGGACAGAAAAACAAAAAACGCAAGUGGAGAGAAAGUUCGACGAGCGCAUAGCAGAUGUUGAUCACUGGCGACAAGAAGGAAACAGAUGCUGCGCCAAGCUGCAGGAGGCUCUGGACAAGUUGGCACACUUGAAGCUGAGAUUGACACAGGCGUCAGAUGCUUGCAGGGAUCCAAUAUUGGCGUGCAAAAAGACGACGAUGGAGCGUGACAAGAGGCUUGGGACGGACAUGGUGCAGGAUAAACCACAACAAGAGAUCCAGAAAUAUCUACUCUACUUGGAAGAAGUGGUCGGGGUCUUCGAGAAGACCAUUCAGGAGAUUGAAGACCAGAUGAUCAGCGACAGGGCCGCCAAGCAGAGGCUGUUGCGCGAUGUGGCGGAUAAGCAGGCCGCUCUUGAGAUCGACGCACACGCAUCCAGCUGCAGACCAGAAAACACUAUCACCAAAGAUUUCAAAUUCGAUCCCCAUCUUAUGAAUCCAGAAAAGUCGGCGGUAACAAUGGCCGAAUGGGAGCGUAAUACGCGCCACAACAUAGAAAAAGCAGAGCAAGCAGUUAAAAAUUCAAGGACUAUCUACCCGAGAGUAGAGGAGAUGCUGGAGAGGACAUAUGUGGGGCUGACUAAGCAGCGUCUCAGAGUGCUCAACUCCCUGGGAGAUCGCAUCCGAGAGACAGCAACAGCUCAGAAGAAUCUGGAAGAGCGACUCUCUCGAAUCCAGAAGCAAGUUCUGGAGGUGGAAGACACCCUUCGCAAGUUAGAGCAGUCCAUGGACAGGAAGAUCCCUUCUAUGGAACUUGCCUCCAGCAGGAUGGAGGGAAGAAGACGGAGACCACGAUCAGAGCUCUGCCAUGACGAUGUGGACGCAGAAUUGGAAGAGGAAGUGAGGCAGCUCAGCCUCUCUGUCCAUCAACUGAGGGGGCAGAGUGGUCAGGCGAAAGAAAUGCUGAGGAAACUGGAACAGACGAGACUCGCUCUUCAGAAGGAGGUCGAAGUGAAGAAGAACACCCAGUACAUAGACAACGAACACUGCAUAAACACCUUCGCAAACAUCACUCACAUCAAGCAUUGACUCUCUUUAAAUUGCACUUCUGGUGGAAUCACUGUUUUUUUCUUUUCAGGUUAAAAAAAUUAUGCUUCAAGUGUUACCUUUCUUGUUAUUUACUUCAUUUUGAAAGACCCGAAUUAAUAUCUUGAAAGUAAGAAAUUUCAUUUUAAAAUUCAGCAAUUAUUUUCCUUAUAAUGCCGUUCUUUCUUUUCGUAAUAUGUGAUUAAGAUUUUCAUUCAUUGUGAAAAAAAGCUUUAACACAUCAACUCAUUCAUUGGUGCUAUC